CAUCUAGUCCCCACUCCAACUUAAUUUAAAUGUACUAUUGUCAACACAUUUCGAGCAUUCGGCUGACCUCGAACCUGCUUGCUUGGCAGCCAAGCAAGUUAGAACAACGCUAUAUGUAUCUCUGACGGUAAUAUAGUUGCAUUGACUCAGUAUGGUUGUUUGAAUUUUAUGAUUGCACAAGGAUUAGAAUUAAGUCGAACGGAUUUUGUUGUCUUUUCGAGUAAUAAAUUCUUGGAGUAGCAAAAAAUUGUUUGGAAAGAACACUAAGCAUUACAGUGAUAAAAAACCAUUCUAAUUUUUGUUUAUUUAGAUUAUAAAUAAAAAAUGGCUUCUGUUCACAUACCUGUCCACGAUAACAGUGUAUCCGAAGAAUUUAUCGAAGACCCCUUUGAUGAAGAACUCGAUGCAACUUUUCCGCCAUUGCGUUAUUGUCCUAUGGUGUACGCAAAACCACAGAAGAAGGUAAGAAGGGAGAGUUCAAGGGAACGUGAGAGGUUAUAUCGGGAACUAGUUGGACACGAUCCGUAUAACAAAACACCAAGACAGACAACAGUAAAUAAGGAAAACGUGUUUUGGGUAACACUUGAUGUGAAACACUACAGACCAGAGGAGAUCACAUUGAAAGUGGAUGGACAGCUACUGGUCGUCAGCGGUAAACAUUACAACCAAACUGAGGCUGGCUACGAAUCCAGUGAAUUCCAACGAAAUUACAACAUCCCGGACAGUAUCGAUACACACACACUUACCUCAAAUAUCACCCAAGAUGGAGUACUUUGCAUUAAAGCCGUUAAACAGCUCUCCCACACCGAUGACGAGGAUAAAGAGCAAAAGGAAAAUUUUCAAGUCACUUUAGAUGUGACGGGAUACCAACCUGAUGAGAUCAGCAUUAAAGUUCACGACCGCAAUUUAAUUAUUCAUGGUGAAAGCAAGCAAGAAAAGGACAGCCACCAUGGUCAAACUUCCCAUCAUCAACAAUUUACACGACACUUUACGCUACCUAGUGAUGUGGAUAUCGACGUUUUGUCGUCUCGCUACACUAAAGAUUGCAAAAUAACUGUUGAAGCACCCCGUGGGAGUGUCAGUCCUCAAACUCGCACGCUUCAAAUCAAAAAGGAAGAUUAGUGAUUGAGUUGGAUUCUCCUUUCCAGCGUUCGUAAUUAUUGAUUUCUACUAACAGUUUUCCAAUUUUUUUGGCAUAUUGUAUAAAUGGCCGCGAUAACUGACAUUGCAAGUUUUUAUUCUUUUAAAAAUCUGUUGUUAUUAUGCGCUCGUUAGCUACAUGUUUGGAAAUGUUUACCUGUUUAAGAAAUAUAGAAGUGAAGUUGGAAACACCUGAUAGAUGUAACAGGAAUUACUAGUUUGUGUUCUAUAUAUGUUUACAUGUGUUCUGUAUGUGUUCUAUAUGUGUUACGUGUUUACAUGUGUUUCUCGUGUAAUGUCCUUCCGACCUUCAACCGCGGGAUAAGGUUUUUGCUACCAGAACGAUUCUAUGUAUUUUUUACAUCAUUUUUAUUAUUGUAUAAUCGCAUUUAUCAAAAUUAUUUCUUAAUUUGUAUUUAUCAUAUUUCAAUAUAUUUAUGUAAAAUUUAUCUAUUCAAGGUAUAUACAAUUUUAUAAACAGGUGGUUUUUUAAUAUUUUUUUAGAAUUUUUUAUAUCAAAUGGUGAAUUUUUUACGUUAUUGGUUUCAGUUACCCGAUAAUUAACUGGGUUUUUCUUUUCUGUAUAUUCUUUUGACAAAAAUUUUUUUAUGACAAAAUAAAUGUAAUUGAUGAUUUUUUGCGCAAUUUGCUGAUACUUGAAUUUCAGUUUUCCUUAGUGUGAAUUGUCAUAUUGUCACGCUUAAAUUAUCCUUGUUCCCGCCUAAACUGAUAGAAAACUGAUAGAUUUCUGAUAGGAUUGCACCCCUGCUUAUCAAAAAGGAUCAUGUGGUUCUUCUUUUAAUGGCCAAUUGAAGAAGUCGGUAAAUUUAAACAAUCAAUCAAUCGAUUUGCGAAUAACCAUAUUCGCAAAGAUUGAUCCACUUGACGUUGCAAUAAAUUGUGCCUUUAUGUUUUUUUUAAAACGAUAAGGCUUUAGAGAAUCCUUCGCAUGCAUGCCUUUUAAUGUGACAUGGGUUAUUGUAAUUAGACAUAUGUAUUCUUUUAUCUUACACGCAAAAAAACGAUGUUCUAAAUCUAAAAAACAGGGCCGUUUUAUCUUAUUUUCUUCAGUAAACAUAACGAAACGUUAAUCUAAGCCUGGUUUGCUUGCUUAUAAAAAAAACAUACUUGGACUAAAAAUGUCGGACAAUUACGACAAAAUUUUUUGGGGGUAACGAAAUUUUUGCAGGUCGAAUAAUGAUGUUCGAGACGGUUUUUUUUCGGACAGCACUCGUUUAUUUUUUAUUUACUUUAUGAAAUUGAAAUAGUAUUCCGCCUGUCAAUUUUUGGUAAGUUUGGUGGUAACGUUUUUAUGAUUAAUCCCGGCUCGAAAAUACAAUGUCACAAUGCAUCCGCUUAAAUUUGCCAAAACAGGAGUUUCGAAUUCCGCAAAACUUUUAAAAAUAUCGUACUUUGAACUUGUUAGUUUGUAUUUCGUCAUAACAUAAAUUUUACUGUUUAUCCUCGGUUUGGCAUGUGAUUUACAUUUUACAUGUUUUAAAUUUUAAGAGCAAAAUGAGAUUUCUUUUCAUUUUAGUAAUUAAUAACACUCGCAAGAAGCAGAAGUUUUGGAGAUAGGAAAGAAAGAUUAAGAAACAAAAUUACUUGUGACUGAUAAAGCGAGUUCACUGCAUAUAUAUUUCACCAUAUUUACUCCAUCCCUCUAUUUUUAAAACCUACCUUUUUGAAACUGAUAAAAAAAUAACGUUUUUUUUUUAUAAGAUACAAUGUUUUUUAACUGAAGCUAAGAGUAGGGGUAACAUUAAAAAAAAAAAUCCUGCCUCUCCAACAAUUCCACACAUGGUGUUGCGAUAAUUGGUCUCUACCGUAUCUACAGUCUCCAAUAUUAAUAAAGACGAUGAAUUGGGCUACCCAACGUUACCAAAACACGAACCAUCUAGGUGUUUUUCUUUAGUCAACAAUGGCAUCUUA
Molecule: messenger RNA, 3072 nt
Organism: Hydractinia symbiolongicarpus
Lineage: Eukaryota; Metazoa; Cnidaria; Hydrozoa; Anthoathecata; Hydractiniidae
Exons: 2
Coding region: 325-1122 (265 amino acids)
Source: RefSeq, a predicted model, not a curated record